GCGAGCAGUGUUUACUUCCUGGCAGGCACAUUUAACAAGGGUUUCCAAAAAGCUUUAAAUUGAUACUAAAAUACUAGCGACAGUGCAUUCCCAACAUGUCAAAAAUACAAUUGCUCAAUGUGUUUCUGCGUGAGCGAUUGAUAGCGGCUGCUGUAGAGAUAUUUGGAGUAGUUGAAAAUACGAUAGUAGAGUAUCAAGAAGAAAUCUCCCGUUCGAAGGAGGAGAGCAAACGGUUACAGACGCUGUUAGAUUUGGUCAUUAAACCACAAAUCAAGUUACAUAGAGCAGAACCUAGGCAGCAUGUCUCAGAAGAAGAGGAGAUGAGGGGCUUCAGUCUGCGGCAAGAAAGUUCAGAGCCCGCACAAAGUACCUUGGAACAGGACUUCAGGACGAGACUGGUAGAAGAGCAAUUGCAAGGGCCUGAGUCUCAUAGUCAUAACAUAGAGUUUGUGUUCACUCCUCCUUGUGUGAAAAGUGGGCUUGACCAGGACCCUUGGCCCUCGCACCUUUUUAAAACCCAGAUUGUGGAGGACAAUGAGAUUAAUAAUCUGUCGAGUACCCUAGUGGAACACAUGAAAACAGAACCUGAUGGAGAGGGCUACGGAGUACCAACGAGUGACCCACAGUUCCUGUUUGCAGUAAACGCACACUGUUCUGCAGCUCCGAGUGAAAACAUGACCCCUCUGCCACGGAAAACAAAGAGAGGGCGACCAUUUAGGCAUAUAGGAACACUGUCUGAAUUUAUGAAGAGACGCGCCUCAUACGAACGAUUUCGAUGCCAUGUCUGUGGAAAGGGGUUCCCAGCAAGGAAGGGUCUGGGAGACCACAUGACGACUCAUACAGGGGAGAGACCACACAGCUGUCACCUUUGUGGGAAAGGUUUCAAAGUGAAGAGUCAUCUGAACGAGCAUAUCCGAGUUCACACAGGAGAGAAACCGUUUGUCUGCCCAGUCUGCGGGAAAGCGUUCAGGCAGGACGCUCAUAUGAAAGGACAUUUGAGGAGGACUCACAAGGAGAACCCGUACCGAUGCCAUGACUGUGGCGAAAGCUUCAGUCAGAUGGGAGAGCUGCAAGUGCAUAGGACAGUGGCCUGUGGUCCGAUUGCCCUGGGCCUUUGACGUUACUGUCCUUUCCCUGAUGCCUUUGGUGACACAGACGUUUUAGUCUGGCAGUCAUGAUAAGGACAAUUGAAUUGUGUUAUUGAAGGAAAAAAGGAAGCAUAAUCUUUCCACAGAGUAAGAAAAGUUUGAGGGCGAAGCUCCUAUCUUUGCCAAAAUUCAUAAAUGGGAGGGUAUUUCUAGAAAGCAUGUAGCCUAUGUGGUUGGUUGUCUGUACAGUGCUGUGAAAAAGUAUUUGCCCCAUUUCCAAUUUUCUCUACUUAUACAUAUUUUGGAUACUGAAUGUUAUCAGAUCUUCAACCAAAAUCUGAUAUUAGAUGACAGGAACCUGAUUGAACAAUUAUAUAUAUAUAUAUAUAUAUACAAAAGUAUGUGGACACCCUUUCAAAUGAGUGAAUUCGGCUAUUUCAGCCACACCUGUUGCUGACAGGUUAAUAAAAAUCCCGUACUGAAGAGCCCAGUGAUUUUCAACGUGGCACCGUCAUAGCUGCCCUGUAAGUGCUGUUCUUGUGAAGUGGGAACGGAGCAACAAUGGCUCAGCCGCGAAGUGGUAGGCCACACAAGCUCACAGAACGGGCCCGCCGAGUGCUGAAGUGUGUAAAAAUCGUCUGUCCUUGGUUGCAAAACUCACUACUGAGUUCCAAACUGCUUCUGGAAAAAAACGUCAGCACAAGAACCGUUCGUUCGGGAGCUUCAUGAAAUGGGUUUCCAUGGCCAAACAGCCGCACACAAGCCUAAGAUCACCAUGCGCAAUGCCAAUCGUCGUCUGGAGUGGUGUAAAGCUCGCCGCCAUUGGACUCUGGAGCAGUGGAAACGCGUUCUUUGGAGUGAUAAAUCACCCUUCACCAUCUGGCAGUCCAAUGGACAAAUCUUGGUUUGGCAGAUGCCAGGAGAACGCUACCUGCCCCAAUGCAUAGUAGCAGCUGUGAAGUUUGGUGUAGGAGGAAUAGUUGUCUGGAGCUGUUUUUCAUGGUUCGGACUAGGCCUCUUAGUUCCAGUGAAGGGAAAUCUUAACGCUACAGCAUACAUUCUAUAUGAUUCUGUGCCUCCAACUUUGCGGCAACAGUUUGGGGAAGGCCCUUUCCUGUUUCAGCAUGACACUGCCCCCGUGCGCAAAGCAAGGUCCAUACAGAAAUGGUUUGUCGACAUGGUGUGGAAGAACUUGACUGGCCUGCACAGAGCCCUAAGCUCAACCCCAUCGAACACCUUUGGGAUGAAUUGGAACACCAACUGCGAGCCAGGCCUAAUCGCCAAACAUCAGUGCCUGACCUCACUAAUGCUCUUGUGGCUAAAUGGAAGCAAGUCCCUACAGCAAUGUUUCAACAUCUAGUGGAAAACCUUCUCAGAAGAGUGGAGGCUGUUAUAACAGCAAAUGUCCAUGAUUUUGGAAUGAGAUGUUCGACGUGCAGGUGUCCACAUACAUUUGUGCCAUGUAGUGUAUUUCAUAAAGUUAUGUAACACCCAAUGCUCCUGUGUGAGAAAGUAAUUGCUCCCUUACACUCAAUAACUCACCUUUAACUGCAAUGACUCCAACCAAACGCUUCCUGUUAGUUGAUCAGUCUCUCACGUCGCUGUGGAGGAAUUCUGGCCCACUCUUCCAUGCAGAACUGCUUUAACUCAGUGACAUUUGUGGAUUUUCAAGCAUGAACUGCUCGUUCAAGUCCUGCCACAACCUCUCAAUUGGGAUUAGGUCUGGAUUUAACUUUAAAUGUGUUGCUUUUUAGCCAUUUUCAGGUAGACUUGAUUGUGUGUUUUGGAUCAUUGUCUUGCUGCAUGACCCAGCUGCGUUUCAGCUUCAGCUCACAGACGGAUGGCCUGACAUUCUCCUGUAGAAUUCUCUGAUACAGAGCUGAAUUUAAUCCAAAACACAAAAGUCUAUAACAACCAGUUAUUGAGUGUAAGGUGGCAAUUACUUUUUCACACAUGGGAAUUGGGUGUUGCAUACCUUUAUUAAUAACAAAACAAAUAUAUACUUAUUUGUAAAUUCUGGUUCCCUUUAUCUAAUAUUAUGUUUUGGCUGAAGAUCUGAUAACAUUCAGUCCCCCCCCCAAAAAAUGUGAAAAUCAGAAAGGGGGCAAAUACUUUUCAGUGCACUGUAUGUGGUUCUCCAUCCAAUGUUUUUAAGCGAGUAAAGUCCGUCGGGGAUAAAAUGUCACGACAGCCCUGAUGGAAGCAGCUAAUUUGUCGGUACAGUUAACUUUCCAAAUGUCAACACAUGCUAUACAGAGUGGGAUCUUUUUGUGUCGGUAAAAUUAAAUUAUGCAACAAAUGGAGCUGGAAACGCCUUUAUGCUCAAAUAUCGAAGUAAAAGUCACAAGAUGAUAUAUUGUGUGGUCCUCCCACUGCGACUGGUGAAAGCUGGUGAAAGUGCACGGUGAUGAGCUUGAUCAGUUCCAAGAAAUAUAGACCGUCUUAAACUCUUAUUCUGGUCACAUGAUGAUCGAUGCUUGGCUGUUUGACAAAUCAAGGUAAUCUCGCUCUUUUGUCCAUACUAAUCUCAUCAUGUAGGAAAGACUACCUGCACUGUAUCUGCAAGCUGUUGGCUAGAGUACACGUGCCAAGACCAGAGUGGGCACAUAAGCUAUAUAACGCAAUUUUAUUUUUGACAAAACCAUCAAUAGAGUUGAAAAUGCAAUGGAAACCCAUUUAACUUGUAUUUUUAAUUCAGUACAUGGGAAUUUAACCACAAAAGUUUUAUCUUUUUAUGUCCACUACGUUAUCUGCAACAAGUCAAUUUGAUGUAAACAUCUCUGGUAGGAAAGUUUUUGAAUAUUCACAUGAAAAUCUGUCGCCAAUUGGAUGGAAACCGAAGCUAGUGAGUUCCAUGAGGAAAAAGUUAAGUCCAUGUAACUAGUUCUCUGGUACCUUGUAUUGUAUCUAUCAUUUCUGGAUCCUUGGAGCACUUCAAGGUAGUCAAACAGAUGGAUAUCCAUAGCUCGGGGGAGUCACUAAUGGGGUGCAUAUCACUGUCUUAAUAUAUAUUUACAAAAUCUGUACAUCUUGGAUGUCAUUCUCUUCCCUAUGUGUGGAAGACAGGUUUAUAUAUUUAAAAUGUAAACAACAUAGCCUAACAUUUUACUUACACCUAUUCAAAGAAUGCCAGUUCUCAAAUCUGACAGCUACAGUAUAUUAGGAAAAUAUGACAUAUUAUUAAAGGGAAUUAACUUGCUGUAUGUUUACCAAUUCAACUAUGGAGGGAACGUCAUUACCGAUAUGUACACUGAAAGGGUGUUUUCAGACAGACUUCAAAUUUCACUUUACUGUCCAAACACGCAUGCAGGGUAACUUUAUAAAUAGCUAUAGCAAGUCCUAUCUAUUGCAGCAUGAUUUUGGGCACUGUUAAAUCUCCAGGGGCGUGUUCAUUAGUGCACACGGCGGAAAACAUUUAACAAUUUAACGUAAAAAAAUUGAAAUACAUUACUGAAAUGUUGAUUCAUGUUAACUGUCCCUGUAAAAAUAUACUCAAUCAAGUAAAGUAAAACAAAUGAGCAUUUCUUAUUGAACAAGACUAGGUAGUCCCUCCUUUUUAGUACAUUUUCUUCAGUGUUGUGCCUAAUGAACGCGACUAGAUUCUCCUCGUUUUUACAAUGAGUCACGUGAAGUUUGUAUACGGGAAGGAGGUCCCCGUAAUUUGUAGGUUCCCGAGUAGCGCAGCGGUCUAAGGCAUUGCAUGUCAGUGCUUGAGGCAUCACUACAGACCCUGGUUUGAUUCCAGGGUGUAUCACAACUGCCCGUGAUUGGGAGUCCCAUAGGGCGGUGCACAAUUAGGGUUUGGACGGGGUAGGCCGUCAUUGUAAAUAAGAAUUUGUUCUUAACUGACUUACCUAGUUAAAUAAAGAUAAAAUAAUCAUUGAAUUUAGCUCCACUUGUACUACAGUUAUAUGACCAGUAGAGGCCAGAAAAGCCCAUCUUUCAAAGAGUGGUAGAGAAGAAUAGUGUAUUUCCCCUAUCUAGACCGAGACCAUGUGUAGUAGACUUGGGUCAAAACUCCUCUUAGACCAGAUUGGGCAAAUAAACCCCUUUGUUGCAGCACUCAUUCUGGGCUUGGAUACAUCACAUAUGCAUUUAAACCCUGUGUGGUUUGCAGCUCAAUAGCAUAUCUCAAAAAUACAGCUAGUCUUAAUACUCAUGUUGGGCAAUUCAGGCGGAUGUGUGUGUUUCAUAUGAUUGUGUUUUGCUUUUUGUGUUCUGUGUUUGCAUUUCAUGCAUUGUGUAAUUGAGGUGUAUACAAGAUAGGUAUAGUAUAAUUGUGGUUUAUUGAUGUGUUCAUGCAUCUGCGAAAGAAAUGUGGUCUCAGUGCUUAAAUAAAGGUAAAAAAUAAAAAAUGAAUAUGCACAA
Messenger RNA from Salvelinus fontinalis (brook trout), 5456 nucleotides. Its product is annotated as zinc finger protein 239-like. The transcript is spliced from 2 exons. The coding region runs from base 96 to 1118 and encodes 340 amino acids. The record is from RefSeq and is a predicted model, not a curated record. Lineage: Eukaryota; Metazoa; Chordata; Actinopteri; Salmoniformes; Salmonidae. Gene Ontology annotation, cellular component: nucleus.